Molecule: messenger RNA, 4388 nt
Organism: Cydia fagiglandana
Lineage: Eukaryota; Metazoa; Arthropoda; Insecta; Lepidoptera; Tortricidae
Product: malate synthase-like
Exons: 8
Coding region: 151-1779 (542 amino acids)
Biological process (GO): glyoxylate cycle
Cellular component (GO): cytoplasm
Molecular function (GO): malate synthase activity
Source: RefSeq, a predicted model, not a curated record
GAGAUAAGAAAUCUACAAAAACUGAUAAGGAAACAAACUUUGACCUUCGUUAUGUAUUUACUUCAAUAUAAGUUGUUGUUAAAUGGUGAAAUACUCUAUAACACCGGGCUACUUCGUAAGAAUUGGUUGUUCCUUUGAUAAAAAUACAAAAUGGCACUCGUUAUUCUUCUUCAAUCGCCGCCACCAAAGUUAGAAGAUGUACAAAAGAAAGUGUUUAGCGCCGGAGCUUUAGAGUUUCUGGCCAAUUUACAUAAGGAGUUCGAUGAAGAAAUCAAUCAAUUGUAUGAGAAUCGACAAAAAAGGGCGGUGGAGUUGCAAUCGUGUCCAAAACUGGACUUUAAGAAAUCACCCGAGAGGUUGGACAGAUCGUGGACUAUUGCGCCGUUGCCAUUGAGACUUCAAAAUCGUCAUUUAGAUCUCGGGGAUGUAUCUCCCACCAACACAGCACAUUUUGUGUCCGUACUCAAAACCGACGUCCAAGGCAUCCAAGUGGACUUUGAUGAUGGACAUUGCCCAACAUGGCGCAACCAGCUCAUAGGCUAUCAGAACAUCUACUUGGCGGUGAACGGGAAGCUGCAGGGGGCUCCGAUGAGCAUCAGUAUGUGCCCUGUGCUUAUGCUGAGGCCAAGGGCUUGGAAUAUCAUUGAGCACAAUAUACUGAUUGAUGGCAAAGAAGCAAUAGGGCCGCUUGUAGACUUUGCAAUCCUUAUGUACCACAACGCCAAAAAGCUUCACGAAGCCAACAGCGGACCAUACUUCUAUCUAUCCAAACUAGAGGGCGCAGGUGAAGCGAAACUAUGGAACAGCAUAUUCGUUUGGGCGCAGAAACAGUUGGACAUUCCACAAGGAACCAUCAAAGCAUGUGUUUUGAUUGAGAACAUUGUUUCCACAUUUGAAAUGGAGGAAAUUCUUUAUGCCCUGAGGGAACACUCUUUGGGGCUUAACUGCGGUAUCUGGGAUUAUUGUGCAUCUAUUAUUAGUAAAUUCGGCAGUCGCAAAGAAUUCCUGCUCCCCGACCGUAACAAGUACGUGAACAUGUCCCGGCACUUCCUGAGCUGCUACCUGCGGCUGGUGGUGGGCACGUGCCACGCGCGGGCGGCGCCCGCCACGGGGGGCAUGGCCGCCUCCAUGCUCAAACCUGGCGCCACAGUUCGGGACAAAGAAUCCAAGGAGAUAAUAAACAAGAUUCUGGAUUCGAAGCUUAAAGAAAUCGAGGCCGGAGUUGAUGGUUUUAUGGUGUAUGACUCGAGAGUUGUGCCCUUCGUUAAUGAGCUCUGGAACAAAAGCAGCUCAACCCCCAACCAGAUAUCGAAGCAGCUGUCCCUUAACAUAACUGCCCAAGACCUUUUAACCAUACCCAGCGGAGGCGUCACCAUACAAGGCUUGAAACAUAACGUGGCGGUCUCCAUACUGUUCAUAUACCACUGGUUGGCCGGAGUUGGACAUUUCUUCUACAGUGGCAAUGUGGAAGAUUCGGCCACUGCGGAGAUUUCGAGAACGCAGAUCUGGCAGUGGAUUCGGUUUGCGCCUUACCUAGAAGACGAUCCGAAGAAGCAAGUGACAGCCAAACUGGUAGAGAAGACCGCCUCGAGCUUCGCAGCGCACGCGCACAAGAACCUCUGCCGAUCUAACGCUGAGAAGAAGAGGCUCACUGCAGCGAGGUACAUGAGCAUGGAGCUGUUCCUGGCGCGGAGCCCGCCGGAGUUCAUCACGAGCUUCCUCAACGACAACCACAAGUUCAGGACGCUUCACAACAAGGCGCUGCUGAGCAACCUCUAACUUUACCUCAAUGGCCCAAGGUCCUACCUAUUGUACGUAUUCAGUUCAAUGAAAUUUAAAUCAAAUUCGGUUGGAACAAAGUUGCUUUUGCUUUGGUUCAGUGGUCAGUUUUUGAACAACGCAAAAUCAACUCUCUUUGGGGUCAUCCAUUAAUUACGUCACACGUUUAGGGGGAGGGAGGGGGUCAAGAAAAUGUGACAUAUUGUGACAUGGGGGAGGGGGGAGACACAAACUUUGUGACGUCACUUUAACUUCAUCAGUAACCGAAAAUUUAUUUAAAUUAUUUAGUUCGCUGUACAUUUAAAUAACAAGUUUUUAAAACGAAAAUAGUUUUUAAUCGGUUAAUUUUCUUUCCUAAGCAGUUUUGGGUUAUAAAAUUACUAAUAUUUAUAUCGUCAAAAAUAUUUUGAUAAAAUAUUAAUAAUACUUAGGUACUUACUUAAUUCGAUUUGGCGAUUUCGUAGAAAAAAUGUGACGUCACACUAGGGGGGGAGGGGUUUGCCAAAUGUGACCAAGUGUGACAAGGGGGGGAGGGGUCAAAAAACCUAGAAAUUGGUGUGACGUAAUUAAUGGAUGACCCCUUUCCUACAUCGUAGGUUCAAAUUUCUGUGGCAAAUUUUGCAUUUUUCAUUUGUAUGGCUGGGCCUAGGAGGCCCAAUGAAUGGUAGGAUAAUUACCUAUAGGCCCCGUGUAUGAACAAUAGGGGGCAGGAUAGGAGCCGUCAGAUAAUUAACGCGAGGCGUAAAUGUGUCGUUUAUGCUUCCGAUGUCCCACAAGAUGGCAGAACCAAAUUGAUACACAAGACGAUGAAAUUGAUGAUGAUUGAUGCAGAAGGAAAUUUACCGAGGAGAACGGUAAAGAUGGUAGCAAUUGCUUUGGCAAUGUACAUGUGCACAUAUGUUUCCAAUUCAGGCCACAAGAUGGCAGACCAUCCAAUGCGCAUGGUCCUUAAUAGGUGUAAAAUGCGGAAGGUUUCCAAAAAGUUGGAAAAGUACUGGGCGCCUAGAAGAUGAACCUGCAAAAACGCGGCAAUUUCAAAUUUGUCUUUACUUACGUAAGCAAAACGUACAAUUAAGUCCGGAAAAAAUACUAAAUACAGAAAAUAAUAUAACAUAAGUAUCGUGAUUAUUCAAUCUUUGUAAUCAAAGAGUUGAUGCUCGAGAAUUUUUGAUUUUGCCGCGUUUUUUAUAUUUCAUUACCUGCAGACAUUACAUACUCGUAGACCCAGGGCAAAACUUUUAUUUAUAAGUAUUGACUUAUACAUCGUGGCAAAAAAAAUAACUGCAUUCCUGUUGCCAGUCAGGUGUUGGGAUUAUAUUAAGCAACUUUUACUACGGGACCAACCCCGAAUACGCUAGAAAACCGGGCAAGUGCGAGUCGGACUCGCGCACGAAGGGUUCCGUACCAUAAUGCAAAAAAAAAACAAAAAAAAGCAAAAAAAAACGGUCACCCAUCCAAGUACUGACCCCUCCCGACGUUGCUUAACUUUGGUCAAAAAUCAGGUUUGUUGUAUGGGACCCUCAUUUAAAUCUUUAUUUUAUUCUGUUUUUAGUAUUUGUUGUUAUAGCGGCAACAGAAAUACAUCAUCUGUGAAAAUUUCAACUGUCUAGCUAUCACGGUUCGUGAGAUACAGCCUGGUGACAGACGGACGGACGGACGGACGGACGGACAGCGAAGUCUUAGUAAUAAGGGUCCCGUUUUACCCUUUGGGUACGGAACCCUAAAAAUUUAGGCUGGUCCAUUUUCUAUGGGAGUGUUCAAUUUCUUUUUGCGAUUUCGGGUUUGCUCCCAUAGUAAAGUUGCUCAGUAUAAUCCCAAAGCCUCCCUGGCAACGGGAACGGAGUUCUUUUUAAGCCACCGUGUAUAUUACUUCGUAAAGACGGGCCUUACGAAUGCGAACACUACGAAGUGGGCCAGAUCCUUAGUACGCAAAUGGCGUUUGUGCACAUUUUGGUGCGCAUGUUCGCUCGGCAUUUUAUGAAAGGGCAUAGGCAUAGCCUUACCUUUGUAAACUUUGUAUAUAAGUAUUUACGUUUUUAGUUUGAAUGUUAUGAUUUUAUUACAAUUUAUUUAUAAUCUUUUAUUUGAUCAUAGAAAUAGGACACGUUGCAUCAUAUUGCAAAAUGUCACAUUUUUAUGCAAAAAAAAAUAUGUUACUUUUAUAUUGUUUUAAAUUAAGUGGUAUUCCAUUCAGAAAAAUAAUGUGUUACAAAUAGGUUUCUGGGACCAAAAUACUACUAAGAUAUUAAGAAAAACUAUUAAGGUAUCUUCUUAUGAAAUUCACCAAAGAUAAAAUUCAGUUUUUGUGACAUUUAAGUUUUAUAAAUAUGUAUAUUGUUGAUUAAAAUAGAGGUGUAUCAGUAGUCAGUACCUACUGUCUAGUACUAGGUGUAACAUAUUUAUACACGGUGUAUUUAUAAUAUUAUAUGUAUAUCAUAAGUGAAGUACAUAAGAUGAGUUUACUAAUGAAACUUGAUUUAUGAUUUUUAUUAUAUAUAAAAGGUGUUGGCAAAGGGAUCAUAAAUUAGAUCUAAUAUUACUGUGAUAUUUGUAAGCAAUAUUUUAACCAAAUGCCAAAUUAUUUUUUUAAUAAAGUUAUUUCUUUACCA